This is a messenger RNA of Lepus europaeus (European hare), 2293 nucleotides long. RefSeq names its product ubiquitin specific peptidase 44 (gene USP44). The record is from RefSeq and is a predicted model, not a curated record. The transcript is spliced from 5 exons. Gene Ontology annotation, biological process: protein deubiquitination. Gene Ontology annotation, molecular function: zinc ion binding; cysteine-type deubiquitinase activity. NCBI's taxonomy places the organism in Eukaryota, Metazoa, Chordata, Mammalia, Lagomorpha, Leporidae. Gene Ontology annotation, cellular component: cytoplasm.
AUGUGAACGAUGGAGAAGUGCAGACACGUCGGGCAGCUGCGGCUGUCUCGGGACCAUUCCACCCUCAAUCCUCAGAAGUGGCAUUGUGUGGACUGCAAUACUACGGAGUCCAUUUGGGCUUGCCUCAGCUGUCCCCACGUGGCUUGUGGGAGGCACAUCGAAGCGCACGCACUCAGGCACUUUGAGGACAGCAGCCAUCCUGUCGCACUGGAGGUGAACGAGAUGAAUGUUUUUUGCUAUCUCUGUGACGAUUAUGUUCUUAACGAUAAUGCAGCUGGAGACCUGAAGUUACUACGAAGUACAUUAAGUGCAAUCAAAAGCCAGAACCGCCACUGCACCACUCGCAGUGGAAGGAUUCUACGGCCCACGGGUCCAAGUGAUGACUCCCUGUUCUCACGUGACGGUGCUCCGUCUCCGCUUCAGAAUGAAGAUCUAAUGUACACUGCUCUUUGCCACAGGAGGAGGAUGCUGAUGGGCAAAAUCUUUCGAAUCUGGUUUGAGCAAUCACCCAUUAGGCGAAGAAAGCAAGAAGAACAAUUGCAGGAGAAAACAGUGGCGAAAAGAGAAGUGAAGAAAAGACGGCAAGAAUUAGAGCAUCAGGUUAAAGUAGAAUUGGAAAGUGUGCCUCCGAGAAAGAGUUUACGUUUGCAAGGUGUCGCUCAGUCCACCACAGUAGAAAUAGUUCCUGUUCAAGGACCACCACAGACUCCAUCAUCACCAGCAAAACAUAAAGGGCUAUCGACCUCGGAAGAUGGAACAUUUAAAAAAGUCAGAGACUCCUCAGUUAACAGAAGGCCAGAAGUAACUCCUGGUGUAACAGGAUUGAGAAAUUUGGGAAACACUUGCUAUAUGAAUUCUGUUCUUCAAGUGUUGAGUCACUUACUUAUUUUUCGACAAUGUUUUUUAAAGCUUGAUCUGAACCAAUGGCUGGCUGUGACUGCCAGCGAAAAGACCAGAUCUUAUAAGCAUCCCCCAGUAACAGAUACAGUAGCACAUCAAAUGAAUGAAUGCCAGGAAAAGGACAUAGGCUGUGUUCGCUCCAGACAUCCAAGUUUAUCAUCAGGAUUAAGUGGCGGAGCAUCAAAAAGUCGAAAGAUGGAACUUAUUCAAGCUAGGGAGCCAAGUUCACAAUACAUUUCUCUUUGUCAUGAAUUACAUACUUUGUUCCAAGUCAUGUGGUCUGGAAAGUGGGCCUUGGUCUCACCGUUCGCUAUGUUACACUCAGUGUGGAGACUAAUUCCUGCUUUUCGUGGUUAUGCCCAACAGGAUGCUCAGGAAUUUCUUUGUGAACUUUUAGAUAAAAUACAACAUGAACUGGAGACAACUGGUACCAGCUUACCAGCUCUUAUCCCCACAUCCCAAAGAAAACUUAUCAAGCAAGUUCUGAAUGUUGUAAAUAACAUUUUUCAUGGACAGCUUCUUAGUCAGGUUACAUGUCUUGCAUGUGACAACAAAUCAAAUACCAUAGAACCUUUCUGGGACUUGUCACUGGAAUUUCCAGAAAGAUACCAGUGCAAUGGAAAAGAUAAUGCUUCCCAGCCAUGUCUAGUUACUGAAAUGUUGGCCAAAUUUACAGAAACCGAAGUAUUAGAAGGAAAAGUCUACGUAUGUGACCAGUGUAACUCAAAGCGUAGAAGGUUUUCUCCAAAACCAGUUGUACUCACAGAGGCCCAGAAGCAGCUGAUGAUCUGCCACCUGCCUCAGGUUCUCAGGCUACAUCUCAAGCGGUUCAGGUGGUCAGGACGUAAUAACCGAGAGAAGAUUGGUGUUCAUGUUGGCUUUGAGGAAAUCUUAAACAUGGAGCCCUAUUGCUGCAGGGAGACCUCGAAAUCCCUCAGACCAGAAUGCUUUAUCUAUGAUUUAUCUGCUGUAGUAAUGCAUCAUGGGAAAGGAUUUGGCUCAGGACACUACACUGCCUACUGCUAUAAUUCUGAAGGAGGAUUCUGGGUACACUGCAAUGAUUCCAAGCUAAGCAUGUGCACUAUGGAUGAAGUAUGCAAGGCCCAAGCUUAUAUCUUGUUUUAUACCCAGCGAGUUACUGAGAAUGGAAAUUCUAAACUUUUGGCUCCAGAGCUCCUGUCUAGUAGCCAGCAUUCCUAUGAAGAUGCUGAUACCUCUUCUAAUGAAAUCUUUAGCUGAUCCAGACAGUGGGGCUUUCUUCCUGGGAUUUGUAUAUACUUUGAAGGGUUGACUUAUGAGCUUCCUUGCUCUUUUUCAUACGAAUCAGCGUACACUACAUUUUACACAUUUUGUAUCUAACUAAAAAAAAAAUCUUAAAAAAUAUAUGUAUCAA